Molecule: messenger RNA, 785 nt
Organism: Grus americana (Whooping crane)
Lineage: Eukaryota; Metazoa; Chordata; Aves; Gruiformes; Gruidae
Gene: ENY2
Product: ENY2 transcription and export complex 2 subunit
Exons: 5
Coding region: 315-605 (96 amino acids)
Biological process (GO): regulation of transcription by RNA polymerase II; positive regulation of DNA-templated transcription; poly(A)+ mRNA export from nucleus
Cellular component (GO): nuclear pore; DUBm complex; SAGA complex
Molecular function (GO): chromatin binding; transcription coactivator activity
Source: RefSeq, a predicted model, not a curated record
CCCGGGUCUGCCGGCGCCUUUCCCUGCCGGCGCCUUUCCCCGCGCCCGCUUCCUCGCUCCGGCCGUGGCGAGGGGACCGCUGGGGGCGGGGGGCGCGGGAGGCGCCAGGCGGGAGGGCCGGGCUGCGGGGAGGCCGCGGCCGGCGAGGGUGGGCCGCGCCCGCGCGAGCGGCCCGGUGACCUACGGGUCUCGCCGGCGCUAAACCGUUCCGAUGCUGCGGUGUGCGUGCUCGUCAGCAGAGCACGUACUGGGCGCGCACUGGUGUGCGACCAUUAGCCGCGGGGAUGUGUUUGUGAAAAUCCUAGAUUUCCAGAAUGAAUAAAGAUGCCCAGAUGAGAGCCACCAUUAACCAAAAGCUAAUAGAAACGGGAGAGCGAGAACGCCUUAAAGAGUUGCUGAGAGCCAAAUUAAUUGAAUGCGGCUGGAAGGAUCAGUUGAAGGCACAUUGCAAAGAUGUCAUUAAAGAAAAAGGAUUAGAGCACGUUACUGUUGAUGAUUUGGUUGCAGAAAUCACUCCCAAAGGCAGAGCCUUGGUACCAGACAGUGUAAAGAAAGAACUCUUGCAAAGAAUAAGAACCUUCCUUGCCCAGCAUGCCAGUCUUUAACUUUGACAUUCGUCUGGGAUAGUGUUUCUGUAUUAUGUCAAUCAUGUCAGGAUUGGAAUGCAGUUUACAUACUUAAGGAAGGAAAAAUCUUUUUUUUUUUUUUUGUAUGAUGAGUUGAAGUUUCUUUGCACUGCAUCAAUUUCUUAAAUUUGGUGUUAUUUUAAUAAAAAAUUUUGUGGA